This is a messenger RNA of Mesoplodon densirostris (Blainville's beaked whale), 1125 nucleotides long. RefSeq names its product transmembrane protein 271 (gene TMEM271). The record is from RefSeq and is a predicted model, not a curated record. NCBI's taxonomy places the organism in Eukaryota, Metazoa, Chordata, Mammalia, Artiodactyla, Ziphiidae. The coding region runs from base 1 to 1125 and encodes 374 amino acids. The transcript has a single exon.
AUGAAGUGCAGCAUCCGCGGGGCCUGCGCCGCGCUCUCCUCCUGCCUCCUGCUCGCCUGCGCGCUCAGUGCCGCCGCCGUCGGCCUCAAGUGCUUCUCGCUGGGCUCGGAGCUGCGCGGGGAGCCGUUCCGGCUGGGGGCGGCCGCCGGCGCCUUCUACUCGGGGCUGCUGCUGGCCGCCGGCCUCUCGCUGCUCGGCGCCGCCCUGCUCUGCUGCGGGCCCCGGGACGCCCCCCUCGCGGGGCCGGGGCCGGGCCCGGGCCCGGGGCUCGGGGUCCCCGCGGCCCCAGCAGGGGCUCCGGAGGCUGCGCCGGGCGAGCCGGGGAGCGCAGCCGGGUCCUCGGGGCGGGUGAACAGCCAGAACCUGCUCCUGCUUGGCGUUCUCGUCUUCAUGCUUGGGGUCCUCAGCGCCUUCGCGGGCGCCGUGAUCGACGGCGACACCGUGUCCCUAGUGGAACGCAAGUACUCCCACUACUGCCUGCCCCCGCGGGCGCCGGCUGCGGCCCCCGGCCCGGCCCCGGGCACUGCGGCCGCGGCCUCCGGCGCGCCGCGCGGCCGCAGCACCCUGGACAGCGCCACGUCCGCCAAGUGCCGCCAGCUGAAGGACUACCAGCGCGGCCUGGUGCUUUCCACCGUCUUCAACUCGCUCGAGUGCCUCCUGGGCCUGCUCAGCCUCCUGCUGGUCAAGAACUACAAGUCUUCGCAGGCCCGGCGCGGCCGGCGCGGCCGGCGGAAGGGAGGCCGGGCCCUGGCGCGUCCCCGCGGCGGCCCGGGGUUCCGUGCGCAGCCGCCAGCCUCCCGGGCGCGGCGGGGCCGACGGGGCCGGCGGGGGCGGAGGCUGCAGCAGCGGCCGAGCGAGGCUUCCAUCCUGUCCCCGGAGGAGUCGGACUUCGCCGCCCCGGGGGACUGCGCGGGCUUCGCGGCGCGCCACUCGGUCUCCUACAUCAACGUGGGCGUCUUCCACGCGUUUGACGAGGCGGGCGUGGAGGUGUGCUGCGGGGGGCACCCGUCUGUGGAGCUGCCGGGGUACGCGCCCUCGGACCCCGACCUCAACGCCUCCUACCCCUACUGCUGCCGGCCGCCCUGCGAGGCGGCGCGCCCCUGGGAGCCGAGCCGGGCCUGCUGA